AUGCCCGAGAGUCCGUCCGAGCUUAAUUUCGACUCCCCAGACCUAAGAUACGGGUCGGUGAUGGAUAAUAAUAUGCCAGAUACCGGUGAAAGGCCGCUAGCUCUAGGUGGUCCCGGUGCCAGCUUCGGCAGCGGUUCUAGUGUCGGUAGCGCGCGUCAUAGCCGUAGUCAACCCGGUCCCAACGUGGCCCAGACACUUACCGCCGGCUUAGAGAGUGCCAUAAAAGAGGACGAGGCCCGCUACCGCCAGCUUAGCGAACCUAACCAUAUCUCCGAGAUCUCGCCGUGGCUACGGAAGAGCGCGUUCCACCAGUACUUAGCCGGGUUGGAAGCUAAAUUAGUUACCAUAUCACAUACUACGCCCAGGUUGGACAACGAUAACCCGCGACUUUAUGAGUUAGUCUGGUCUAUCGAGCGUGUGCUGCAAAAGGCGUACGAGUUGGUGCCAAACUUAUUAUAUGUCGAUACGUGGGUGGAGGUAUUGACUACAGCGUUAGGUAUUAGCGCGAAGCUAGUCGAGUUACGUCUACGGGAGGAUAGGGAGAUUACUAGUAAUACUAAGGAGGAGGAGGAGGAGGAGGAGGAGGAGGAGGAGGAGGAGGAGGAGGAGGAGGAGGAGGAGGAGGAGGAGGAGGAGGAGGAGGAGGAGGAGGAGGAUACUCAUCUAGUAUCCGAACCCUAA
Cladophialophora immunda is the source of this 681-nucleotide messenger RNA. RefSeq lists its product as uncharacterized. Bases 1 to 681 code for a protein of 226 amino acids. Lineage: Eukaryota; Fungi; Ascomycota; Eurotiomycetes; Chaetothyriales; Herpotrichiellaceae. The transcript is spliced from 3 exons. The record is from RefSeq and is a predicted model, not a curated record.